CUGCCCACCUGUCAGGGAGCCUUGGCCAGAGCACAAGUGGUAAGCCGCUCCUUUCUUCUUAAGAGCCUAUAGCCUCAGGGUUGUGCCAGUGCUGCUCAUCAGACAGCCACCACGAUACCCACACCACAUUGCCAGAGGCUUCCUGGGGCUCAUCAGGGACUUCCCCAGCACUUUCCUGGGUACAGGAGCUCCUACCUACUUGGGUUCUAGAGCUGGGCACCCGAGCUGGCUCUUUCCUGGACCUGGGGAUCAGGGAGUUUCCUAACUGGCACCUUGCCAGGCAUUAAGACUGGCAUCAAAGGAGAAGACUUACUCAGUCGUCGUGGUUCCAGAGGGCAGGAGAACCAUGGGAGAUCCAGUGAUUCAUCCAUCGGUGUUCGUCGUGGAUGGACAGACAGACAUGCCCUUCACCCGGCUGGGGGGGAGCAAGCAACGGGCAUGCCAGAGAACACAGCUGGGCCUGGGGCUCCUGCUGCUAUUGGCACUGGCUGGUGUAGCCAUCGAGGGCUAUUUCCUAUGGAGCUUCCAUUGGGACCUGAUGGCCCUCAGCCUUCGUCUACCAGUGAGUGAACCAGCUCACUCCUUGGAAAAGCUGGUUCAGGAGCGGCGAUCCUAUCAGGACAAGCCAGCAGCUCACCUCACAGGGGUCAACUCAAGCUUGGUAAUGAAUGGAGGACCACUACUCUGGGAGGCCCACUUGGGUCUAGCUUUUCUUCGAGAUCUGAAAUAUCAAAAAGGGUCGCUGGUGUGUACCCAGCCUGGCUACUAUUACAUCUAUUCCAAGGUGCAGCUUGGUGGUGUUGGAUGCCCUGGAGGGCCAAUGGCUGGUGGAUCUGUUACCCAUGGGCUCUACAAGCGAACACCAAGAUAUCCUAAGGACUUGGAGCUGCUGGUCAGCCGUCGAUCCUCCUGCAGGUGGACAGGGACCUCAGCCAAGGUCUGGUGGGACAGCAGCUUCCUAGGUGGCGUGGUCCACCUUGAGGCUGGCGAAGAAGUCUUUGUCCGAGUGCCAGAAGAAAGACUGGUCAGGGUCAAGGAUGGGACUCGCUCCUAUUUUGGGGCCUUCAUGGUUUAAGCUGCCUCAGUUUUUCCACCUAAAAACAAGGAAGUUGGAUUAGAUAAUCUCUGUGCUUUUUUAUACUUUUUAAACCAAUGAUCCUGUGAUCCUACCUGUGUGACCUUGGGGAAGUCACUGUCUUUCUGGGCCUCAGUUUAUCCCAUCUGUAAGAUGAAAUGGUUAUACUACAUGGUCACUAAGGAUCCUUUCAAUUCUCAAUUUUAUGAACUCUGUGUCUGAUGGUCUGGCCCCUCGGGGGAUACAAAGAGUGCUUCCAACUAGACAGAGAGUUAGUAGAUGGAAGUUAGAGCAGAUGGCAAGACAGAGGACUGAUCUGUCCAUUCAGGGUACCAGUACUGGUCCCAGGGCCAGCCAAGGAACCUGAAAUGGAUGCUGAAUUUCCUGACAUUCAGGAUGGGGUUUAGGGGCUCACAGGGGUAUUUAUCAUGGAGUCUGAGAAAAGCAAGUGAGGAAACCUAGUUUGAGUCUUGAAACUCACCUACUAUAAUCUAUACAAAUACAAUAUGGCACAAUGCAGAUAAAUGUAUAUGUAUAUAUACACAUAAAUAUACAUGGUCACAUCAAAGAUAUUACACACACAAGGAAAUAGUCCCACAAUGGCACUCACAUUCUUAUAUAUCUAUACACUCCUAACCCAAAGACAUACAUGAAUAAAGCUUUACAAAAGUCACAGUCACACUUCUUUUACAGUCAUACACACCCACAAAUCACACACCUCUCUUACACAAUUACAGUCACACAUGAAUACACCCAGUCAUACAUUUCUCUCUUUCCCUCCCUCCUCUCUGUUCCUCUGUCUGUCUGUCUCACUCCCUCCCUCCCUCUUCCCCUUCCCCUCCCUUCUUCCCUUUCCCUCCUCAUUCUCUCUAUUCCUCUCUUCUCUCUGUCUGUCUGUCUCUCUGUCUUUUGCUUCUUCUCUCCUCUCUCUCUCUGACUGUCUCUAUCUCUGUCUGUCUGUCUGUCUCCCUCCCUCCCUCCUUCUUCCCCUUCCCCUCCCUCCUUCCCUUCCUCAUUCUCUCUCUCUUCCUCUCUUCUCUAUCUCUCUGUCUUUCGCUUCUUCUCUCCUCUCUCUCUUUGACUGUCUCUGUCUCUGUCUGUCUCCCUCCUUCCCUCCCCUGCCUCUCCCCCCACCCAC
Messenger RNA from Monodelphis domestica (gray short-tailed opossum), 2213 nucleotides. The record is from RefSeq and is a predicted model, not a curated record. NCBI's taxonomy places the organism in Eukaryota, Metazoa, Chordata, Mammalia, Didelphimorphia, Didelphidae.